Molecule: messenger RNA, 1226 nt
Organism: Cyprinus carpio (common carp)
Lineage: Eukaryota; Metazoa; Chordata; Actinopteri; Cypriniformes; Cyprinidae
Product: immediate early response gene 2 protein-like
Source: RefSeq, a predicted model, not a curated record
GGGAAUGGAAACUCUUUAUGUCACCACCAGAGCCGAGCGCACAUAAAACACCGCCCUGAGAGGAGAAAACUUUUAGUUUUGCAAUCCGCUGUGAAGACCUUAAAGCGCAGAGGUUUUAAAAAUAGAAAACACGUCUAAGAAACAUUCUGCUACAUUGUAAACACAAUGGACGUCGAGGCCAAGAGAAUCAUGGCUGUUUCUAUUAGUAAACUGUAUUCAUUAAGGACGCAGCGCGGGGGACUGUGUCUUCACCGGAGUCUCCUGCUCUCCAUGACCAUGAGAGCCGCGCGGGACAUCUACCACACCGCGCAGCUGCUCAGAGACGCGGAGGAGGAACAGGUCGUCCCCUGCGCUCCCGACGCGGCCAUAGAGGAGCCCAUGGAGAUAAGCAAAGACUCUCCAAAGACUUUAACUCCUAAGGAGGUCGCAAUGAAACAUCAAGAACCCAAAGAGAAUGUGGAGGACGACAAAGAGAACCAAUGCGCUUCUGAGCGGCACUCCAGGAAGCGCCGCAGUAAGACAGCGAUCGAGCCUGACUUUCUACCUCUGAAGAAGGCAAAAAUGGACACGGAUGAGGAGAAGCAACAUCUCCAGGGGGAGGUUUUGAGGACUAAUAAUGGAAACAGCUGUCGCCAGGCUGAAACUCUGACCGCAUUCCCAACAAAUCGAGCCGUCGUGGCGUGUUGAGCAAGACGUGCUUUGGAUCUUUUCGAGAAUCGACUUCCCUCGAUGGGAAUUUCCUGGACAAACUGGUUCAGAACGGACCGGUUGCAGCCCGACACCUGUGGUGCCGGCUCAGCUCGCCACAUGAGCUCCACGAAAGGCCAGGAUCAGCAGGAAUACAGGACAGGAGAUGGAUACUACUAUCCCAAGCGCAAUGGAAUCACCAGAGCUGCUUCAUUGUUCAGUGAGAGGAGUCAGUUGACUCUAUUCCCUCACGUUUGAACUGGUUGAACUGGGAACGGAGGCUCUGAUGUCUUCUAUCCAAGUCUAUGAACUUUACAACCUCAAAUAAGAGCAACGCAGAUGGUGUAUGAGAAAAAACACAUGCUGCAUGAUACUUGAAAAUGUAUUUGCCAAAACGUGUUAAAUGUCACUGUUGCACUGAUCAAUUGCACAGAAGAAUAUGUAUUGAUAAUAUUAAUUUAAGAAGGACUUGAUGGACUGAUAUCAUAUGAAGCUGAUUUCAGUGUUCAUUGGUUGCAAUAAACAUGCAAUUGUUUAAA